AUGUCAACGUUACACUUGGAUUCACCACGCUCGCGUGGCCUUGCAGGUCUCCGAGCCUCCGACAACUUUGCGGAGUUCCAAGAUUACUGGUCAGAGUGCUCCUCUGAUGCAGGGGUUUCUGAGGGCAUGAAAGGUUCGCUAAAGUGCUCUCCUUGCUGCCAGACCCGGCCCAAGACGGUUUUGUAUAUCGCGUCAGCCGGUCCUGCGGUUGACCUCAGUGGCGCUGAAGCGCAGCAGCUUCAGGAGGCGCCUGAGCAGAAAUCCGUGACUAACGUCGCCGCAGAUCCCCAGUUGCUGGCGUGUACCUCUUUUGGUGGCGGCACGCCGCCCACACUUUCUACUCGUGAGGUGCUCGAAGAGUCCAACACGGAGACGUCCUCCAAACCCCGCCGUGCGUCUACCUCCGCAAAAGCUAAGAAAGCCGGAGCGCAUGUUAAAUCAGGAUCUGCAAAAUCCAAGGACAGUGCAAAAGCACUACGUGGCGGACCCGCAACUCCGAAGAAUGCCAAAGCGUCCCACGGUGCCCAGCAAGGCUCUAGUCGCCAGGGAAAGGCGCCGGGCUCCGGGGUAAGGGCGAGCAGUAGCGGGACCCGGGGAAAGAAGCAGGCCGCACGUGAUACUCGCGGGAAAGCUAACUCCGCAAACACCCCUGCACCUACCGCAGGCGAUGAACAUCAACUCUCCGAAGGUUUCCAGGCAUCCGGAAAGCAAGGGGCAUCUGUCAAGCACGCUCCUGGGGAAGUUUCAGUCGCUCUUCCAGAGGUUGGCGCGCAGGCGGUCCCUGCUGUCGCGGAUACGUCUGCCGCCUGCAGCGGCGUAUCUCUCUCGCGUACAGAGCUUGCCGAUGUACGUGCGGACAGCGGAUUGCAAAUCGAUUCAUGGGAUUCAGUAUCCCAGCGCGAGUUCCAUGCUGCGGAGCAACGGUCAGCACUCCUCCGUGGUGCCUCACUGGCCUUGCAGAGCCGACCCAUUUCGCAGCUCUCGUCCAGCGCAAGCGCCACGGCUGCAGCUCGGUCGCCUGUUAACGCUACACGACUGGUGGGUCCCUCAGUGGACGGAGGCUUCGUGAGUGAUUCCGUACCACGCGCGUGGAUUGAUGUGAAGGGACAGGUUCGCGCGAAUCAUGAGAUUCUGGAGCUCGAAAAGCGCGAGGACGAUGACAUGGUCUUUAACAAGCUGCCACAGCAAAUCCUUCCCUCUCCGCCCAAUCCAGCCUUCUGUCUGAACACAGAGCGGCCGCCACAGAAACCCGCUAUCGAUAUCAAGUUCCGGCUCCUCUCUCGCGGUGAAAAGCGCCCCAGCCGUAUCGCAAAGCUUCCGGGCGGUGUGCCUGUCGAGUACGAAGCUCGUCCAGUCUCAAAGACCGAAGGGGAAAUACCGGGAGUGCAGGUCGUUCCUCCGCGCACAGGAAGUGUUCGGUUCGCCGUGUUCCAGGUGAAGCGCCGGGGAGAAACCGCACCCGCUGUUGUGGCAUACAGUUGGCGCAACAAGAAGGCGGUGCAGCCUCCCGCGCAAGAGGGAACUAAUGUCGCCUGCGACCUCCCAUCUUGUCCCGAGGGCAGCGACCAGAGCCCCGAGGGCACCGGCAGCAGCCCAAAAGUAGGCCAGGAACAGUCCUCUGUCUGUGGAGCGGCUGCUUCAGCGCUCGAAACUGUCUGCGCCAGUGCCGAUUCGGCGCAGCAAGAAGCUGCGGCUGAUCAGCUUCAAGCUCUCCCGUCCGUAGCCGCCGCUGAGACUCAAGUACCUGCAGGAUACGCGCUGCUGCAAGGAGUAUGGUGCUGCACAGGGGCCGCGCAGAUGCCUGAAGGCGACGCCGGUCAGGGCGAAACGCAGCCUGAGGCGGCCCCUGGGACCCUGGGAUACGUGUACCCCCAGUGCACCGCGGACGGUUACGCGGCUCAGAACGAAGCGGCAUGGAACAUGCCAGCACAACAGUGGGACCCCACUUAUGCCUCCGCGUAUGGCUGGUACCAAGGAUCGAACGACCAAUGGGGUGCGUAUCAAAAUGAGGCAGGGCCUGUGACUGAACAGCCACAGACAGCGCCCCAGAAAGGAGGUUCUCCAGCUGCAUCAUCUGUCAAAGGCACGUCGAUGUCUGCGGUCAAAUCGGAUCCGGCUGACACUCCGGCGAAGAGAAAGGCUGUCACACCUUCAUGGCGGACCACGCCAAAGGCGCUUUCAGGACGAAAGGGCUCUACGGUGGGAAGGCUGGCGUCAGGAGGUAAGCAGCAGGCAAAGAUCAGUGGUCGGCAAUCUGCCGCCGCAGGCAAACGUGGAUCCCGGUCAAGAGUGUCUUCGACUUCAACUGGGAAUGGGAAGGCCGCGGCCGCAGCCAAAGCGAGUGACAACGCAAGUUCUACGCCUGUGAAUGUACAGCCCUACCCAGCGGAGCCUGAUGCCGCUUCUCUCCACCCACCACUUCAGACCGGCUAUUCGGCUGUCUAUAUGGUGCCGACGUCUGAGAAUCCGGCGGCCCCCGAGGCCCAGGUUUUGGUGGCCGUUCCUGCUGCACCGGACGCCGGUGCACCAGGCGACAUGCCAUCGUUUGCUGCGCCGGUUCUUGCCGACGACCAGCCAUCUGUAGCGUCGCAGCUGUGUGCAUGCAGUCCCUUGAGCUGUAAAAAGCCCGGGGACUUUUCCUGCUCCCUAAGCACGGUGGCAACGUCGGAUGGAUUCACCUCAGAGUCGAAAUGGUUUUUCCGUCCUAGCUGGAAGGUGCCGUUUUCCUGCGUCGAUCAGCGAGAAACGCCCAAAUCGGUGGACGAGCAGGCUUUUCUGGCGGACUUGCCGACUCACUCCGAUGUAGAGCAAGUGUCAGAGCCAGCCUUGGCAGACGCGUCGCUCGAUGCAUCCCUCACAGAUGGAGCCGCAUCGCCGGAGAUGGCUGAGGCCUCGGACAAGGAGGAGUUUUCGCUGAAGACAUGGCUGGCGAAUAAGUUGUCGUGGACGACGCCCUCCGGCUCCAGCGAAGCGUGUCGUGAGUGUUGCGCUCCUGACUCGGAAGCCGUGAAUGAGCUGCCGAAGGAUGUACAGCCGUUUGACGCACGUGAAGACGGCGCCUCUCCGCCGCAGAUGCAAGAGGAGCUUACGGAAGUCUUCCCUCCGCACUACGUCUCCAAAAGCGAGCAGACGAAAGACGGCGUUGUUCCAGUGCUAUUUCGUGUGCUCAAACGGCGCGAUAGGCGCGGCUCCGCAAAGCGCGGCCACAUACUACUGCCUGGUGGCUACCUGCGCGACAAGGUCUUAGGUCUAGACGAAGGACGCGAAAUGGUUUUGCGAGAUGCUGCUGGACGCUGCGUCGUCGUCGCUGAGGGAGCAAGAGGCGAAAUCAUCUUACGAGGAGAGGACGGACGGGACAUCGUCGUCAGUGGGACGUACCUGCGAGAAAUGAUCCUCCGCGGUAAAGGAUCGAGCGAGGUUUCCUUGAGGGAGAUGGUCCAAAGCGAAGAUGCGGUAGAGUCAGCUGCAAAGCUCCUGUCAGCCGCUACCUUCUACGAAGGGAAAGAAGAACCUGUAUUCCGCUUCCGCGUGAUUCAGUCCCAGAGGCCGAAAGACAAGGAGAAGAGACGUCUUUUGGCAUUCCGACCCCCUGUUCACGUGCGGAACCUGCCACCGUCAGUGCCUGAGUCCGCUUCUCUCGGUCUGGUAGACGGUGACGCACGCGUAAGCGGUCCCAGUCCUCCGUUGAGCUGUGCGUGCCCUCCGACGCUCUGCCGCAGCGUCUCCGCCGGGACCGAAGACUCGGUCGUGACGAUGAAGUAUGAGCAGCGAAGCACGUACGUGCCUUUGCCCACGCGAGGCAAGACUGUCCACUUCGUGACCCACUACGGGCUUGAGAGCUUAUCUGCCAGGGACGGAAGCAAGAUUGUUGCCGCUCCGCUUCCGGGUGUGUCCUCGUUCGCCGCCCAAGUAGCGAGAGAUGCUGCGGCACGAGUUGCACAGCGUCAGGCAACGAAAAAGGAGGAGGUUGAGGACUUGGGGAGCGAGUCAUCAGAGGACGAUGCGGAGCCCACUGAGGAAGGGGGAUCCGAGACAAGCGAGGAAGGAGUUGACGAGGAGUAUUAUGAAGGCGGUAGCGAUGAGCAGGAGGAAACGUUGUUUGAUUUCAGAAAAGCAACUGCAUGGUGCAGGAGCAUCUGUGGAGAGGCAGAGCUCUUCAGCGGCCCGAAUUCAUACCGAAGUGACGGACGCGUGUUACCGUCAUGCGAGCGCGAACCAUGUACUGAGGAGGUGGGAGAGACCCAACCGUCCGACUUCGCUUAUGAACACACAAUGGAGCGUACCGGCGAAUCCGAGGUCUUUGCGAGAGCUGAGGGCUCUGGAAUAUUGUCGGACCGCGCCUCGCACACUUCUUGCGUGUGUAGUCGUUGGCCAUGCAGCUGCUUGCGGGUCUCGUCCAACAGGGAGUCCUCUUCCAAUAUGAGUGACGCUAUCGCGAGUCAAUCGUCCCGCCCUGGAGGUGAAGCUGGGACGCCUGUCUCUGCUGCCGCAGGCACGCCCAUGUCAGCAAUAGCUUCCGAGCGUACUUCGCAGUCCUUCUGCGCCUGCGGGCGUUGGCCCUGCGGGUGCUCGCCGGUCGCAUCGAAGGCAGCAGUCUCCUCGCGUGAGAGUGGAGUGGCUUCCGGGCGGUCCUCGCAUUCAGGUCGUUUGUCCGGGCCUGUGACGCCUCUGGCGGCAGAAGCAGGCACACUCAACUCUGGGCAAGCUUCAGGAAGCACGCAGCACGCUUUCUAUGAGUGUGGAUGUUGGCCCUGCGGGUGCUCGCCGGUCGCAUCGAAGGCAGCAGUCUCCUCGCGUGAGAGUGGAGUGGCUUCCGGGCGGUCCUCGCCUUCAGGUCGUUUGUCCGAGGCUGGGACGCCUCUGGCGGCAGACGCAGGCACACUCAACUCUGGACAAGCUUCAGGAAGCACGCAGCCCGCGUUUUGUGCUUGUGGAUGUUGGCCCUGCGGGUGCUCGCCGGUCGCAUCGAAGGCAGCAGUCUCCUCGCGUGAGAGUGGAGUGGCUUCCGGGCGGUCCUCGCCUUCAGGUCGUUUGUCCGAGGCUGGGACGCCUCUGGCGGCAGACGCAGGCACACUCAACUCUGGGCAAGCUUCAGGAAGCACGCAGCACGCGUUUUGUGCUUGUGGAUGUUGGCCCUGCGGGUGCUCGCCGGUCGCAUCGAAGGCAGCAGUCUCCUCGCGUGAGAGUGGAGUGGCUUCCGGGCGGUCCUCGCAUUCAGGUCGUUUGUCCGAGGCUGGGACGCCUCUGGCGGCAGACGCAGGCACACUCAACUCUGGGCAAGCUUCAGGAAGCACGCAGCACGCGUUUUGUGCUUGUGGAUGUUGGCCCUGCGGGUGCUCGCCGGUCGCAUCGAAGGCAGCAGUCUCCUCGCGUGAGAGUGGAGUGGCUUCCGGGCGGUCCUCGCCUUCAGGUCGUUUGUCCGAGGCUGGGACGCCUCUGGCGGCAGACGCAGGCACACUCAACUCUGGGCAAGCUUCAGGAAGCACGCAGCACGCGUUUUGUGCUUGUGGAUGUUGGCCCUGCGGGUGCUCGCCGGUCGCAUCGAAGGCAGCAGUCUCCUCGCGUGAGAGUGAAGUGGCUUCCGGGCGGUCCUCGCCUUCAGGUCGUUUGUCCGGGCCUGGGACGCCUCUGGCGGCAGACGCAGGCACACUCAACUCUGGGCAAGCUUCAGGAAGCACGCAGCACGCUUUCUAUGAGUGUGGAUGUUGGCCCCGCGGGUCUGGGCGGCCAUCUUCCGAGGGGCACAUGUCCUUUAGAGGCAGUGAUGUGGCCAUGAAUGUGUCGGCGCUGUCCGGGGAUCAACUCGGGACACCUACGGCUGCAGAUGCAGGCACGCCCGGUUCAGGAAGAGUUUCAGAAAGUGCUUCGCAUGCUUUCUGCGCAUGUGGUCGGCGGCCCUGCCCAUGUGCGUCGGCUUCGCCCCACGAAGAUGUGUCCUCUGGGGCCACUAGGGUCACGUCUGGUCAGCGUAUUCUCUACGUGCAUCCGUCUGGAGCCUGCCGGUCGUUUGUCAGCGGAGGCAGCGUGGGGGGGGUUGCCAUCGAAGGCGCGUCGGAGUCCGCAUACAGAGGCGUUUAUGUGCCCUAUGUGUGUGCCCCUAAGCCGUUCAGUGAUAGCCUCACUGCGCAGGGUAGGACUCUGGUUUUGCUUCAACCAUAUCCGCAGCCGCCUCCGGCCCACGUCGUGAUGCAUGUUGCGGAUGAAGGCAACCUGCCGCGUACUCAGAUGUCUUCUAAACACAUCUCGACGUCAUGCUGCACGUGUCUUUGUUGGCCCUGCACUUGCUCGCCGGCAUCCUCGAAAAAGAGCGCACUUACGCAGACCGGCAAGACGACCUCUAGCCACGCAUUCUUGUCCCGAAACGCGGUGGCAACCAGGGCCGUGGUCGUCGACGAGGGGGUGCCAUCUGAUAUCGUUCGUGAACGUUCGUCGCGAUCCCUUUGUGUAUGUGGCUGCUGGCCUUGCACUUGCUCUCCUUCAUCUAGAAAGCACCUCUCCUCGAGAUCUAGCACGCCUGUGUCACGCGAAACAUCGCUGCAGCAUGUUCCUUUUGUGAGCAAUACGGUCGUGGUUGACGGAAAAGGCACCCCAGUUGCUACGAUCGCUGAAGAUGAGAAAGGCACUCCAGAAUUCCCGGGCUCUCCCGCCGCGGGCGACAACGAUUCGAGAGAUGGCGACAGGUCUGCCUGCACAGCUCUGUGGAGCUGCGUCCCUCAUCCGCCUCCGGUUUUCGCCGGUAACGUCAACGAAUCUCCGUCACCCGCGCCUGCUCCUGGUCAAUUUGUCGGCGUACCCGUUGGUGGAAUGGAUCAAACGUCAUAUGUGGCAACAGGAUCCGAGGCGUGCUACUCCUCAGCAUCACACCUUGUCACGUACCAACUUCCUGAAGCGCUGCCAGAGCCUCCUCCCCUACGGACUAUGAAGAUUCGCCUGCCUGUCCCACCUUCUCCAGAAUUGACCGCUGGUGUGGGAACUCAUUUGACGUUAGGCUCCGCAGAAGAGACGGCGAUUCUUCCACCACUCGUGGUGCCUGUUGCCGCACCGCUGAGCCGAGUGAAGAUCGCAGUGCUGCCGGCGCGGAACUCGGGCCCUGAUCAGGAGUGA
Besnoitia besnoiti is the source of this 7104-nucleotide messenger RNA. RefSeq lists its product as uncharacterized. The transcript has a single exon. Bases 1 to 7104 code for a protein of 2367 amino acids. Lineage: Eukaryota; Apicomplexa; Conoidasida; Eucoccidiorida; Sarcocystidae. The record is from RefSeq and is a predicted model, not a curated record.